UUUGCAAUAAAUUCAAGCUCGAGUCUAGUCUAUAUGUUUUAUUGGGUCAGUGGUGUUUCGAAUAUUCCUGUGAUGCCAAUGAAACUCAAUUCAUCAAUAGUUGGCGUUAUCGUCGGAAAAGUCGGUCCCUCGUGUACAACAGUUCAUAGCUAUUUGCAGUCACAAUACAUUGGGCGUGAAACGGUCUACCGGCUCCCGUCAAUCAACUUGUUGACUAAAUUAUCCAGAUUUGUAACCUUCGGGAAUAAACGAGAACCUAUUGAUGAGGCCGAACUCGGGGAAGCCACCGAUUCCUACGAAACAAUAAUAAGCGGCCAAAAGAAAAGCGACAGUUGCAUUGUUUCCAGAGUUGAGUUUAUAGGAACAUCAACCGCAGGUUUCACCAGUUGGAAAACGACCAACAAGCUAAAAUACGAGAACAUCGUGGGCGGGGGGCGUGAGGUGAAGCUUUCGAUUGGGCCCAAAAUACGCUACGUGGGCAUCGGAUCUGGUUUGGGCCUUCCUUAGCCGUGCGGUAAGACGCGCGGCUACAAAGCAAGACCAUGCUGAGGGUGGCUGGGUUCGAUUCCCGGUGCCGGUCUAGGCUAGGUUAAUGCUUAAGAUUGUUGAAUUUCUAACCCCACAAACUAAAAAUUGUUUCAAAAAAAAAUUCUAUAACGAUCUAUAGACAUUUUAAUUCUCAUUUUCUACAUCAUGCCAUGUCAAAUUUCCAUGGUUCUACUUUUCCUCUAAACUUUUCCAGGUGGCAGCACUGAUAAAGGAACCACCCCCAUGGACGUGGCGGCUGUGGCAAUCGUUUCAUGCAAAUCAAUUCAAGACAAAAUUUUCAAAACGACUUAUCUGCUUUUGUAAACAAAGAUUCAAACGACGAUUUGACGAAUCAGAUAGCUCUCCCACGCAAACCAACACAAUCACCAGGAAGCGGAAUCCUAUCAGAUUCGUCAAAUCGUCGUUUGAAUCUUUGUUUACAAAAGCAGAUAAGUCGUUUUGAAAAUGUCUUGAAUUGCAACAAUUCUCGCUUACCUUAUCAAAAGGACCUAAGUAACAUUUUUUUAUGAAUUCAUUUGAAUAGCACAAUCAACAGAAAAACAUGAAAGCCUCCGAUUGCAGUACUCAAAUUAAUUCAUAGAAAAAAUGUUACUUAGGUCCUUUUGAAAAGUUAAGCAAGAAUUGUCGAUUGUUUCAAUACAAUGCACAGUGGUUCCCCCAUAGGUCAUAAAUCCAAAAACAUGACUUUAUCGAAAUUCAACAAGUUAUCCCUAAACUGCUACUUUAUGGCAUACUAUAUAAGAUGCAAUCAUCAUUUUUGUAGAAAUUGGGCUAAUAUGACCUGUAUAAGGCUUCAAAUUUAAGAUAAUCCAGUUAAAUAAACUAUACGUGAAA
Messenger RNA from Armigeres subalbatus, 1383 nucleotides. RefSeq lists its product as uncharacterized. The transcript has 2 exons. NCBI's taxonomy places the organism in Eukaryota, Metazoa, Arthropoda, Insecta, Diptera, Culicidae. The record is from RefSeq and is a predicted model, not a curated record. Bases 34 to 507 code for a protein of 157 amino acids.